UCAAGGACUCAACAUAGCAUAGUUUGAGACACAGAUCAAGAUUAAUUACGGUUACAACACUGAGAAUCUUUAGAACGAGAACUGGCAAGUCUUACAGAAGCUCACAGACAAUUAAAAAGAGAGAGAGGCUUGAAUGUGUUGCAGUGAUGUUAAAAAAAUAAUAAUAUAUCAAAAGAACUUCAAUUUCUAUUCUUGCAAAAAAUAGUAAUUCAAGCACUUUCAAUGACCUAUUUAUGUCGAUUUUAAAAAACUUUCAAGGCCUUGAUUUUUUUCUCCUCAAAUUCACAAACUUUCAAGGAUUUAAAGACCCGUGGGAAACCUGUUUAUCUCUCACAUGUAAACUUUACCAACAGCACAGUGGAUGAGGCUAAAAACACCACCUGACAAACUUGGCUCUGAUUAACCUGAUGAGCUUAAAGUCUUACAUGUAAAUGCCUAUAUGUGUGUAUGUGUGCGCAAGCGUGUGCGUUGAUGCACUUAACAUGACCAUCUGUGCAUGCUGAAGGAGAGAGAAGGAAGAAACACCCCAAUCCAUCUUAUCCUCUCAGCUGCUUACCAUCGCAAGCCCUGGUAGGUAGUCAGUUCACUCGACAAAUGUCUUUCCUACACUGUUUGACAACAAAAUUCUGUGGAGAAAGCAAUUGUUGGAGGAUUCUAGAAGACCUUGUUUAACCAACUACAGAGAUCCCUACCUAUGGAUUUACACUUUGGCUGUAACCUUUUCUCCUGACAAAUUUUUCUUCAGCAAAAGAGAAGUUUUUCUUGAAUCCUGUUUGAAUGCAAAAAUGGGCUGCUCUCCAUCCAAAGAGAAGUUAUUUUCAAAGCCAGAAGGACCUGGACCUCAAAAGGCACUGCAGGCUGAUGCACCACAGGACGUUGUUGAUUCUAGACCUGUAGAGGAGGAGAGCAAAUGUUUGAAGACUGAUGAGAGAGAAAAUGAACUUUCACUACCCACUGAAGAACAUCCUAUGAAAGAGACUGCAUGGUCUCAGUUGGCCUUAAACACAACGCCUGCCCAAAACGCAGAGGACAUUAAAGAAACAGAGGCGAAUGUGAUGCCCCAAGAAAUAAUCGAUGAGGUUGUACAAACGGUUAAGAUUAAAAAUACGGAGAAAAGAAAGAAAAAUAAAGGCAAGAGAAGGUCUUCUGAAAAGCAGAAGUCCUCUAUUGUCCAGGCAAUGGUGGACUUCCCGCCACAUAUGGUGAGAGCUCACCAGGCAGCCUAUGCCUUUCUCAACCCAAACAUCUCAAAAUAUGAGACCCUGUUGGGUCUGCUGGACCAGGCCACCCAGACACAGUUGUCUCUCCAGCCCAUGAUGUCUGCUUUGGUGUUGCGCUUUGAGGAGAUCAACCAGGCUUUAGAGGAGAUGGCUGAGGAGGGGGAGAUGGUGUUAAAGGAGCAUGGGGACUACAUGGCCUUGCCUUCUGGAAUGAUGGUCCCAGCUGUUAUGCAAGCUAAACCUAGCACUGCCACAACCAGCCCCCCUGAUCCACCUCUAGAUCUGUUACAGCAACUGCUCCAGCAUUCAACAGAGAAAAUGGCACUCGUUGGGGGCUCAGUCCAGACACUGGGUGACACCACGCUAAAGGAGGCAGUGGAGUAUUUUUCUUCCCUUUCUAAACUGUUGGUUGAGAAGCUGCGGGCCAAGCAGGCAGCGGAGCAGAGAUUGGCUCAAGUGCUGGCACGGAUAGAGGGGGCUGCCAUGAGGAAGUCUAACCCAGAGGAUUCAGCACUGCACAGUGAGGACAGCGGUAUUGGUGGAGAAAAUGAGAGUCUGACAGGGUCUGAGAGGGACCGCCGUCACAGAGGGAGUGCUGGAUCUGGAAGCUGUGGGUCGGGAAUCAACAUCCGUGGUGCAUUUGAUACUCUGCCCAGUAAUUUACCCAACCUGGUAGGCCAUAAUGAAGAUGAUGAAGAAGAUGAGGAGGAGGACGAUGAUGACGAUGAAGAGUAUGAGGAUAAUGAAGGUGAUAGGCCUGAAAGGAAGAGGUCAAACUCUUCCCCACCAGAUCCCAGUCAACCUCUUCUCUACAUGGGUGCAAAUUACAUGCAGGAUGGGCAGCCUACAGUGAAACGACCCCUGACUGCUGUCACUGCAACCAAACCAGAACACUAUUCAUCCACCAGAUGUGUAAACAUAAUGAUGGAGCUACAAAAGAGCCAGAAGGACUUGGAUCAGCGAAUGAAAAAGAUGGUUGAAAUCCGAGGAUACAAAGAGUUAGCAGGGCCUCAUUAUAACCUGUACAGAGCUGGACUAAGACGACAUUCAUUGUCAAGUGGAUCAGCAGGUGCACAAAAAGGCCCCUUCAGAACAAAUCAAUCAGCUUGUUCCUUACCAAUUUUAGGACCCCAGCCACCCAAGCGCCACUCUGUCAGAAGGCUGAUAAAUACCUUUAGCCAAGGGGUUGAUGGAAGACCAGGGCAGAGCUUUGCUAAUAUUCCACCUCAUAUCAGGAGGCCCAGGAAAAGUGACAUCCUUCUGUUAUCUGACACAGUAAAUGGUAAGGAGGGGGGUUUAGUCAUCAAUGACAACAAUAACAACAACAGCUGGCCUGACAGCAGGGAUGACCUGGAUGUAGACAACCUACCACCUCCACCCCCAGAGGUUCUGAUGGACAAUUCCUUCCAGAGUACUGAGGGUAUACCAGGAAAUGAGGAAAGGUCACAGGAAGAUUCAGUUAAGAGUCUCCCAAUGAUUAAUCAAAACACUGGAGUUUCCCAGCGCCUGAAGGCAUCAAUGCAGAAUGUGGAAGUGCUGCCAAAUCGAGCCAGUGUGAGGCCAAGGUUGAUUAGUAUCUUGCCUGCCCGUCCUGUCAGACAGGAUGCUGUUAUGGGGGCACAAGAUGCAGAACAGCAACCAGAAACUGAUCUGGAUCCAGAAAUGGAGAAGGCUCACUGUCUCUACCAACAGGCACGUAAGAUCAUUCACCUGCACAAUGCAGUAGAAUCUCCUGACAAGAGGAAUAUUGCAGUACUAAGCAGCAAAGGACCUUCACCCCUUCAAGCCAGAAUGGGCCAGAGAUGUGGAAGCAAUGAAUUUUAUGAGGGUGAGAUGUCCUCUUGCAACCUGCCUGUGACAGCACCGCCCGUCUCUAGAGUCCGCCUACCGCCAUCUUGUCCCUCUGUGCGGCACAGAUUUCCAAGCCCUCCUGUGUUCAGACCUCAGACCACCUCUAGGCCCUCAUCUCGCCCAAGUUCUCCAAGAAUGGUGACACGUGCCACAGACAACACUGAAGAGAUCAUUCCAUCUGUGUCCUUUCGCGAUGCCCGUUCAGUCUUCUGUCUAAAUGAGUCGCAAAACUCUCAGACCUGCAGCUCGUCUGGAAAUUCUGUACUUAUCAGACCUUGGGGAGAGGCCUCCCGAGGCAGGCUACCAAUGAGAGGGAUAGACAACUCAACCCGUCGCACACAAUCAGAACAGAGGCCUAGUUUGACUCUCCAUUCAGAGUUUUCCAAAGACAGCACUUUAGCCUCUAGCCAGGCCAAGGGGCCAAGAGAGCCGGUUACCAAAAAAUAUAGGCCGGACAGCCCUCUGACAGGAGACGACACCCAGUUGGAUCCAAGUGCCACUGUGACAACAGCCUAGAGCCCAGUUGUGAUUGGCCAGGGUUUCUAAAGUAAAAUAUGACGUGGGAAGGGCAUGGAGAAAGGGAUUAUGGAUUAGCAGGAUUCUGAGGUUUAGCUGCUUUCUCUUCUCUUUCUUUUCUUGAUUAAAAAUGUUUGUUCCAAGAGUGGAUUUUAGAUACAUUUAUAAUAUUAAUUCAAUUUCAAUCUUCUUCUUUUUUAACGGCCUCAACAUUUUUGACUGAAAAAACAUGAUUGACUUCUGAAAACAUUGUCAGAAUUUUUCUGUAUCAGUUUUUAGAAGGGCACAGUUAAUCUGUGUUGUAUCUUGAAUUUGUUGUUUGUGAAGUUAUAGAUAUAUGUACAAAUUUUUUUAUAGCACCCCCAAAUCCGCGAAUGUCAUCCAGCUCACUGUUGAACCUCAGAGCUGAGAGAAAACUUUGGGAUUUGGGGUUGCUAUACUAAAAUCAAUGAGUACACCUUUAACUUACAUAAUUGUCAGAUGUACACAAGUGUUCUUGUAUGUAUUCCAUUUUGUGUUUGUACUAGCUUUCUAUCUGUGUUAACCAUGUUUUCUGCCUUGACUGUGUCCCAAUAAAAGAGUAAAAUCUGCCCAAA
This is a messenger RNA of Siniperca chuatsi (mandarin fish), 4183 nucleotides long. RefSeq names its product photoreceptor cilium actin regulator 2 (gene pcare2). The transcript has 2 exons. The coding region runs from base 786 to 3587 and encodes 933 amino acids. Lineage: Eukaryota; Metazoa; Chordata; Actinopteri; Centrarchiformes; Sinipercidae. The record is from RefSeq and is a predicted model, not a curated record.